Molecule: messenger RNA, 2421 nt
Organism: Nelumbo nucifera (sacred lotus)
Lineage: Eukaryota; Viridiplantae; Streptophyta; Magnoliopsida; Proteales; Nelumbonaceae
Molecular function (GO): DNA binding
Source: RefSeq, a predicted model, not a curated record
CUUACCACCAACACAGUACGGAGGCAUCUAAAGUCCUCAGUCUCUCCUCACUAAUAAACACCGUCCAACCAACUGCCUUGCCGUCGCCUCUGUUUCCCCGCCUGAGAAACUCGACUGCCGUCUACCGGUGAGAGGAAGAGAGAAAAAUUUAGAAAAAAGAGGAAACGCACAUUAUUUUCUUUCGACACGUUUCGCGCUUCUCCAAUCGCCGCUUAGAGUUUCAGAACACGUGGUCCAGUCUCUUGGAAGCCUCUUGUCCGGUUGAGGGAGAAGAACCUCUAUUUGAAUGGCCGAGGCCGAAUUGCUUUCCACAUAGAGCUUCAGUAAUGACGGGAGCUGGCAGCGAUUGACAAAGUGAGAGAGAGGGAGCUUAUAAGAGUUUUGAUUGUUGCAGAAAGCUGUCAUACUUCCCGGUGAUUAUUGCCGGAAAACGUCAGAUUACGGUGAAAUGGCUGCCGAGAAAUCGCCGGACUGGCUACCCGAUGGCUGGGUUAUGGAUGUUAAAGUACGGAAAACCGGGCAGAAAGAUAAGUAUUAUAUUCAUCUGAAAACUGGGCGUAAGUUUCGCUCCAAGGAUGGGGUCCUUCGGUACAUAGAGACUGGAGAGUCGCACAACUGCAUGCCUCUACAAAUUGAAAGGCAAGCCAACACAUGCUCAAGUGACAAAGAUGUGCCCAACACAUGCUCAAGUGACAAAGAUAUGCCCAACACAUGCUCAAGAGACAAAGAUAUGCCUCUUGAAAUGCCAAUGGAGGAUUCACCAGAUUGGUUACCUGCUGGUUGGGUUGUGGAGAUCAAAACCCGAAGGGGUGGUUCAAAAGUUGGACAGAAAUACAAGUGCUAUAUUGCUCCAAUAACAGGCUGCAGACUUUAUUCGAAGAGAGAUGUGUAUCGUUAUCUAAGAUAUUAUGCAUCCAAUCUGGAGAAGGAUGGCACUGAAAUGCAGUCUGCAUGUGAUGCUGUAGUCAAGGAUGCAAAGGAGGAAUGUACUUCAGGUUGGAUCAAGGAAAUGAGAGCUAGAGAGAAGGGAAAUAAAACAAGAGACCUGCUACCUACUGCAGCAAAAAAGCAGAAAUUAGCAAACAAUAAAACAAGAAGAUGCCUUUUUCUGGGACAGAGCUCAGGAUUGAACGAAACUACAGAUCAACAGCUAGUGGAAUCGUGUGUUAAAGAAGAAUGCUUAUCUGAGAGUGUUUUGGAUCAGAGUAAGACACUUUCUGGUAGGGAAAAUGCUGAGCUAAGUGGUCUACCCAAGCCAGAAGCUGAGGGAUUGGAGAAUAAGCAAGGGAAGGAGGUCCAUGCAGAAAAUGGAUUUAUUUCAACUCCUGCAACUGGAGGUUCUGUAGAAAAGCAUCCCAUAGAGAAAGGGGUGGAAAAGCGUAGAGGCAGAAAUGGCCAGAAAGGGGUGAAGAAGCGUAGAGGCAGAAAGAGCCAGAAAGGGGUGGAAAAGCGUAGAGGUAGAAAGAGCCAUCUUGGUUCAGGCAAUCAUAAGGCUGCAAAAGAGGUUCUGCCUCGCAGGGCUUCAAAGCGGCUUGCUGGUCUCCAAGCUGAGCUGCCAUCAGAUUUGGACACCAGCAAACGGGCUUGUAGUGUGGCAGCUAGAAACUCAGCUGAGCUUGAAGCCAAUCCAGCGGUGAACCCUGCUAGUGAGGCUCAUAAGGCUGAGCCUGAAUCAGGAGGGUCUGCAUGUCUUGCUUCCAAAAGUGUGCAACUUCCAUCAAGUAAAGAGCCAUCAAAGGAAAGUGAAAGGCCUGUUGGGGACGUUUUCUUGGAAGAUAUCACUGGUAAGCUCGAAACUGGUAAACAGGCUGAGGAGAAGCCAGAGUCUCCACUUGUUUUGCCAUUUGGCGAUUCAUGGCCAGAUCCAUGCCUUGAAUUUGCAUUCAAGACUCUUACAGGUGAAAUUCCAGUGGAGGAUACGCUGGCAAUUGAGGGUUACUUCCAGCAGCAGUUCAGCGCAAGGCAGAACCAGAGUAAUAGGGGCUUUGUGUUGCCAGAUCUUGGCCUAGAAAGCUUCUGCAAAACUGAUUUUGUGUUUCAGUUUGGUGUGCCAGAGAAGCCUGUAUCGAAACAGCAAUCUCUAGUAUUUUCAUCCUUUGGAAAUGGUGACUUGGCGAGGUCAGGUGCUAAUAUUUUACAGCAACCUAGUGGUGAGGGAAAUAAAGAAUGCAGAAAAUGGUAAACCAGACACCUGUACCUGUAGGAAGUUUACACUGUAAACUGGAUGUUUUGUGUUUUGCUUGAUCCAGCUCCUUUUGGCGAGUUCAGGUAUGAAUGUUUUAUAGCAACCUUGGUAAGGGAAAUAAGGAAUGCAGAAAAAUGUUUUAACUUAAAAAGAGGCACUGUAGUUAAUGGGAAAUAAACUUUGUAAAACUGAUGCUUUGUGUGUAUUUUUUUUUAACCCAGCACCUUCUUACUUCC